UACCUGCCUGCCAAUCCAACAGUAAAAUGGCGGUUAUUUACUAGUGAGAUCAAGUACAGCUUGCUCCGUUUUACGGCUCGUAACAACUGCGUUGAAUUCAUGUUUGGUGAUCUUCUCUGCCUUUCUUAUGAAGCUGACCAAGCUGGUACUUAAUGUGUUUAAACCAGUAUCGCAGUCUUUAAAAUCUAUGCAGUAUGUGGAGUCGCAGUUUUUUACGUUUUGGCUGUCGUGCACCGUGGCUGCCUGUACAAGAUGUCAAACCACAGGCGUCAUUGAGGACAGUUUCCAGGCUACCACUCCUUAGAAGUUGCUGGCAGCAUACAGCACCUGAGUCUUUGAACUGCUGCUGGAAUUUACAUGAGGAUCACUUUGAGCUCAAAUAUGGUGAUUCUUUGAUGCGUUUUGACUAUGUAUGGCUCCGGGACCACUGUCGUUCAGCAUCCUGCUACAACUCCAAAACCAAUCAGCGCAGUCUAGAUACAGCCAGUGUGGAUUUGUGCAUCCAGCCAAAGCACGUGCGAGUGGAUGAAGCCACAUUGUUCUUGACAUGGCCUGAUGACCAUGUAACAAAGUACAGCCUUUCCUGGUUAAUGAAGAACAGUUAUGAAGAACAGAAAGAUAAGACCAUCCAGCCUCGAAUUGUGUGGAAUGCCAAGAGUUAUAGUGAAGCAAACAUUCCGUCAUUUACUUAUGAAGAUUUCCUGCUCUCAGAAGAACAACUGAAGAAAUUUCUUGAAGUGUUUGUGCUGUAUGGUAUUGCUUUUGUGGAAGGUGUACCAGUUCACUUGGAGGCCACAGAGGUAGUAGCUCAGAGAGCAGGUUUAAUCAGAGAUACUAUUUAUGGUCGUAUGUGGGACUUCACUUCUGACUUUUCGCGUGGUGAUACGGCCUAUACAAAACUGGCGCUGGAUCGACACACAGACACUCCCUACUUCCAUGAGCCUUGUGGUGUUCAGGUACUUCACUGCUUACGACACGAAGGUACAGGGGGUAAGACACUUUUGGUGGAUGGCUUCAAUGCAGCAGAAAGAUUGCGGGAAGAGUUUCCAGAGGACUUUGAGCUACUUAGUACCAUACCAGUGAGACACGAGUUCAUUGAAAGUGUCGGUGGAUUUCAGAAUCACAUGGUCGCGGUAGGGCCAUUACUGAAUGUCUACUCUUGGAACAAAGAGUUGUAUAUGAUGAGGUACAAUAAUUAUGAUAGAACACCAUUAAACAUUGUGGCAUAUGACAUUAUUAAACGUUGGUACAAAGCACACAGACACCUCACUACAGAGCUUAGGAAACCAGAGAAUGAACUCUGGAUCAAACUUAAACCUGGCAAGGUACUCUUUAUUGAUAACUGGCGUGUUCUCCAUGGCCGAGAAUCAUUCACGGGAUACAGACAGCUGUGUGGCUGCUAUCUUACAAGGGAUGAUAUAAUGAAUGCUGCACGCCGGUUUGGACUAGUAGCCUGAAACACCCGUUCUAUAAAAUUCUCACCCUUUUCAACCAAAGACAAUGACUAAAAUUACUUGACACGGACAUAAGUGCCUAAAUUCAAGCAAGCUUCAUAAACUUGCAAUUUCUGGAAGCUUUAGCUGUUUUCAAAACUAAUUCAGUGGUUGUGCAUAUAGAAAUUUGUAGGGGUUAUUGUUCUUUACUGAUGUGCUGAAAUAGCAAAUAGAAUUUACUGUUAACAGUU
Messenger RNA from Protopterus annectens (West African lungfish), 1684 nucleotides. It is a transcript of the gene TMLHE, whose product is annotated as trimethyllysine hydroxylase, epsilon. Gene Ontology annotation, biological process: carnitine biosynthetic process. The record is from RefSeq and is a predicted model, not a curated record. Gene Ontology annotation, molecular function: iron ion binding; trimethyllysine dioxygenase activity. The transcript is spliced from 8 exons. NCBI's taxonomy places the organism in Eukaryota, Metazoa, Chordata, Ceratodontiformes, Protopteridae. The coding region runs from base 195 to 1457 and encodes 420 amino acids. Gene Ontology annotation, cellular component: mitochondrion.